GUGUGAUACUACUACACAACCUUGGAACUACUUCGUACCGAACUUCCCAACCAUACCCUCACGUACCUCCGUUGCGCAUGUUGCCCGACCAUCGAAUAUUCGCCUCAUCCAUUAGUUUCUAGGUUGGUUGUAGAUGUUUUUCGUGAUGAUCGUACAAUCUGAUACUGCGUAACCUUAUCGCAGUUCGAAGUUCCGAUUAUCAUCUUUUCUUAUCCGUUCCGUCUUUACUUUAACUAUUCAACUAUUCAACUAUUCUAUCUCCAAGCAUCCUUUCCAAAUCCAACGCUUUUGAUCGAUCACUACCCGUUCAAGCCGAGAUACAAUCCCAAAUGACUAUACUGCCAUUAGUCGUUAGAAUCGAGUGAUCGAAUUUGUGUCGAUAAACACUUUGCACGGCGAUUCCACAUUCGCUUCUGUCCCGUUUGUACCAUAUGUCAUGACGCGAGAAGACAAUCGGCCGACGGACAAUGGUCCUGGCCACCAUAGUCUCGAGGAUGAUGUAUUAGCUGCAUUAUGGGAACAAGUCCCUUUCCCGCGCUUACCUCCAGACGCGCCGCCCGAGAUAAAGGAUCUUGUCAUCAAUGUCGAAAACCCCAAAAGGGUUUACGCUAUCUAUCGCGCCAGCCGCCGCCAUGAUCUACAGCUGCUAAUUGAGAAGUUCAUUGUCCAGCUGCGCUAUGGAUGUGGCUUCAGCGCCUGUACCACCGCAUCGUGUUUUAGUUGUCGAAAACGACUCGCUGGCAAGACCCCCAUCCGCCGAUACAACCCUACCAGCGCAAGGACCCUAGCCGUAUUUCUCGCCAGUCAAGAUGACGCCGACGGUCGACUUUGUCCGCACCUUAACUCCCCGGCCGGCCCGAGUGACGCGAUGAAGUCGUUGAUAUUUGGUCCGAGAUACACGACAUCCCCUAACGAUAAAGCCAACUCAGCUUAUAACGGCCCGGGGUCUAUGGCAAAAUCUGCUAAAGGGACACCAGGGCGCGUGGCGUCAAAAAGAGCACAGGCAUCAUCACCAAAUAACCCACCUACGGUCCAGGCGAUCAGGAGGAGGGGCGAUCAGAGCUGCAGUAAGGAAUCUAGGGAUACUGCAAAGGCCGAGGCAUCGUCGUCACCCACUACGGCACGUGAAAUAAGUAUCACUGAAAAAUCUGUUAGCAAAGAUUACCGCUCAUUUGCUGCGAAUGUCUUUGGGACUGUUGCGUUCAGAAUGCUGGAGUGGUUAACACCUAACAAUAUGGAAGCUAUGUCUGAGAAGGUUAAAAUGGUCGGGGACACUGCAGAGGUUGCCGAGGGUUCUCAGACGAUCUCACCUCGACUAGACGAUCAGAGUGAAACAACAAGUCCGGCAUCUGGUCUAUUGAUACCUGAGCAGAACGACCAAGCUGGCAUCAGAGAUACCCAUAGUGACCGCCAACACGCUACACCAGGGCCGUCUCCGGGUAGCGAAGUUCCCGAACUCUAUCAGCGGGUACUCCCCGAACACCAGCCGGUGUCUACUCCUCAUUUUCAAGCUUUAUCAUCACAUCAAAGAAGAAAUUCUAAUGCCCGAAUUCGCACCUCCUCCGUUUCGAAGACCCAGGCCAAGGUCGUUUCUGAGCCCCUAGUCGAGUCUAUUGGAGAUGAGACGGGACCCCUUUCUCCUGGAAUUCACACUACACAACCAGAGAAGGGGUCGAAAGGACUAGUUCGGCCUCCAUCAACUAUAGCGCGAGCUACCUCGCCAGCAGCGGAUAGUGACAUUCAUACAAUAGUAGAAAGGAAGAUUUCGGAACCUUCGAGUCCCCAUUCUCACAUGGAUGAGCAUUGUCCCCAGAUGGAUGGCGUCAACGGAGAGGAGACUUCGAGCAGCGCCGGAACUACGCGAUCAAUAGAUACGCCAGACGAAAGCCAUGAAAGUCACGAUGGCCUAGCAGCCAAUGAAGAGGUCGAGUCGACAUCUGAACUAGAUAGCUACCUACCACAGUCUCUAUCACGUCUAAAUCUCCAAGCUAUAGACUUCAUAUGCGAUGUCCUUCAGGAAGAUGCCACCUUGGAAAGACAUCUUCUCACACCACCAACCAUUAGUGGAUCUGGAAGACGCUCGUCUAAUCAGCUUAAGUCGUGGAAGAGAAAACGAAAAUCGCAAACUCUAUACCCCCGGGAUUUGAAAUUACAAUGGAAGUUAUUUGUCGAGCAGAGUAUAUUUCACGUAUUAAGUGACCCUCAAGCUUUAUUGGACUCGUUUACCAAUUCCAAUGGCAUGGUGGACUCGCAAACAUUGUGGUAUUGUAUGUUACGCUUGACAAGGGUAGCGCCUAGCUUGGUCUUUGAUAGUCUCUGGAUGGCUCUAGCAGGACUUUUUGCACCGCCAAGGGCCCUACAGUCCAUGAGAUCGCCGAUAAUGAAGGUAUUCUCUGGGCCUGGAUCUCAAAGGUCCUUCACGAAUGAAGAGGCUGCGUCACUUAUGUCUGUAUGCUUCCACGCGUUGGUAGCUGCAGCUCCGCUAGUGACCGACGCGAGACGAUUAAAUGAUAUGUCUCGCAUCAGGGCUCAUGGGUUGUCGCUAGCGGGCGGUGGUGCUGUGGCGAGGCAACCGAUGUCCUUGUGCCUGCAAUACGAGGACACUUUCACAGACGACAUGGCUCUUCGAUUAGCGAGAAGAUUGCUGAGGGUUAUUCCGACUCGACGGCAUUUCGACGAGUUAAUUGAGCUUGACUUGGACUCGGAGGACGAUGAAAAAGAAAAGGACGUCUUGGAGAUAUUACUUUCAUAUCUCGAAUCUCCGGCACAGUCAGCAAUAAACUUCUCAAAAGCCGAGCGAAGUAUGCACGAAAGGAGGAUACCGAUCCUGCUCUUGGAUUGGGCGAGAGCUGUAAUGCUUCACGAGUGGGAGGGAAAGCCUGACGUUUCCGGAGAUGGUCCGUUCGGCGGUGCUCUCUCUCUCAUUGCGGCUAUGUACCAGAAACGUCAGUCGCUCCUCUUAGGUGAUGUCCAUUUCCGCUGCGAGUACUUCGGUGAUCGUCUUGAUCCCAUUCAAAUGCCAGUUGCUUGGUUGUCAUUCACCUCUACCAAGCGGAGGGUUCAUCUUCUGGACUAUCCUUACCUUUUCAACCCGACGUCUUUAGUGUCAUACUUUAGGGCUAUCAAUUUUUCUCGCAUGAGCCGUUCCUACGAGGGAUCUAGUUCUUUACAAAGUCGAAUCCGCGCAAUUAUUGACACCGACAGCCUCGUUACGGAGACGCAUCAAAAGAAUGUCCUUCAAGACCUCUUAAAAGUACCUGCCUCUAAAUACUUGAUCUUGGAUAUUAGCCGCAAGAAUGUCCUUCGGGAUGCUUUUGACCAACUUUGGCGACGCGAGGAACGCGAAUUGAUGAGACCGUUGAAGGUCCAUCUCGGAGAAGAUUCUGGAGAAGAGGGGUUUGACUCUGGGGGCGUGCAGCAGGAGUUUUUCCGCCUUGCUGUUGCUGACGCUCUGAAUCCGGACUACGGUGCCUUCACUAUAGACGAGAGAACGCGGAUGACCUGGUUUCAGCCUGGCUCCAUGCAACCCGACUGGAAGUUCGAGCUUAUCGGCAUGCUCAUAUCAUUGGCCGCUUAUAAUGGGCUCACUUUACCUAUCACAUUCCCAAAAGCCUUGUAUCGCCAACUUCUGGGAGAACCGGUUACCGAACUACAUCACAUCGCGGACGGAUGGCCGGUACUGGCCAACGGACUUACGAACCUCCUCGAGUGGAACGAAAAGGACGGUUCUGUGGAAGAUGUAUUCGUCCUUACCUACGAAUUUUCUACGUCAAUGUUCGACCAGCCUAUCACUCGCGAGAUGGAUUCGUCGCGACGGACAUCCUGGCCUCAAUUCCCCGCACACCCGGACUCCAACCCCUUACCCGCAGACAAUCCACACGAUGCAGCGCCCGUGACCGGUGACAAUCGCAACGCCUACGUUAGCGACUACAUCCGGUACCUAACUUACGUGUCGGUGGCGCCUCAGUUUGACGCCUUCGCGCGCGGGUUCCGCACAUGUCUAAAUUCAAAAUCGCUGAAGUUGCUGACGCCGUCGAUGCUCCAGAACAUUGUCGAGGGCACACAGGACAUCGAUGUGGGCGAGCUGAGGCGUGCGGCAAGGUACGUGGGCUGGGACGCUUCGCACCGCACCGUGCGCGACUUCUGGAGUAUCGUUAAGAGAUAUGACGAUCGUAUGCGCCGCAAGCUUCUCGAGUUCGUCACUGCAAGCGACCGCGUCCCAGUAGGAGGGAUGGCGAAUAUUCAGUUCGUGGUCCAGAAGAACGGCGAGGAGGGCGAGGGAGGUCAUCUGCCUACCGCGUAUACGUGCUACGGGACGCUGUUGUUGCCAGAGUACCGAGAUAAGGAGGUCUUGCGCGAACGUCUCGCUAUGGCACUUGAGAAUGCACAGGGGUUUGGAUUUGCGUAGGUGAACUAAGGUACACUACAAUAGGGGAGGUGAUGUGUGGGCAGUCGAAGUGAAGGAUCCAACGAAUGCUGUGGAAAUCGCGGGAUACAGCUUCUGGAAUACAUGAUGGAAGGAUAACCCCGGACAACCAAAAAUAAAAUAAAAUAAAUAAAUGGAAAAGUGUUGAGAUAGCAAAUGAGUAGGAUUCGCGAUAGGAGCUGGAAACAGUAGUUGGGAGACGGAGACGGGUCACAGGACGCCAGCUCCUAUCUCGGUCAGCCGUCGUUGACUUUCGUAUAUAUCAUCACCCUCGGGUCGGAAUGGAAUGGAAUAUCGGGAUGGCGGUUCAAAUUCAAGGGUACUUUCUAUUUCUAUUGUUUUUCAACCCUCACGUACACACAACACGCACUCACGUCAUCCUACCCCUUCACAAAACAUUAAAUUAGGUAGGGUACGUCAUCUGGGUGCCCUUACUUACCUACUGCCUACACUUGUAGGUACCCGCUCGCGAUUCUUGUUAUACUAGAUAUCUGUCGUUUUAUUCGUUUUUAGCGUUCUCGCGGUACUAAAAGUUAGGGAGCGGUCGCUUUCGGCUUCGGCUCAAAAUAUACACACAUAUAAAUAGUAGGC
Molecule: messenger RNA, 5017 nt
Organism: Annulohypoxylon truncatum
Lineage: Eukaryota; Fungi; Ascomycota; Sordariomycetes; Xylariales; Hypoxylaceae
Exons: 3
Coding region: 437-4408 (1323 amino acids)
Molecular function (GO): ubiquitin-protein transferase activity
Source: RefSeq, a predicted model, not a curated record